This is a messenger RNA of Loa loa (African eye worm), 2004 nucleotides long. RefSeq names its product SPRY domain-containing protein. Gene Ontology annotation, molecular function: protein binding; transcription cis-regulatory region binding. Bases 148 to 1866 code for a protein of 572 amino acids. The transcript has 12 exons. The record is from RefSeq and is a predicted model, not a curated record. NCBI's taxonomy places the organism in Eukaryota, Metazoa, Nematoda, Chromadorea, Rhabditida, Onchocercidae. Gene Ontology annotation, cellular component: Set1C/COMPASS complex.
AAAAGCUGAUAUGUGAUACAAUUGCAUAGAGUUUUCCUGGUUAGAACGGCAAUAACGCAUAAUGCUUGAAGUAAGAAGGGUGAAUAGAGUUUUCGUAACAUUUUUCUUAAAUGGCUUAUAUUUAAAUCAAAUCAUUACUUUUAGGAGAUGAGACAGAGAAGUACUCGUAAAGGAGCGACAAAACCGGCUCCAUCUACUGUUUGUUAUUGUGAUGGUAAGCGUGAAGUGGGAACAUUAGAGCUGUAUUGUGCUGUUUGUCGAAAAUGGUUCCAUGGACGAUGCUUAAAAGAUUUAACUGAUUUUUAUGGAUUACCAUUCAUGGUAUGCUAUGUGUUCAACUGUGCCGACUGUAGUCCAACGAAAAAGGAAACAUGGACACCGAAACAAGCAAAUUUUGCCCACAUGUGUGUUACUGUUCUUGCAAAUCUGACGCACAAUGCACGGACUAAAAGAGCUAGUACAGGAAACGAGUCUGAUGAUAACGAUCAGGAACUGAUAUUUCUAAACCUGGAAAAUGAAAUUAUACCUUAUUUCAAUGCACAGUGGGAAAAUCUUACAUCUAUGAGUCGUAGGGUAAAAAAUACUUGGCAUCAAACGUUGCAAAAGUCUUUGACCAAAGAAACAGAAUUAUUUGAAUCAAGCGAUGACGGACAAAUAUUUGCGUUACGUGAACUUGAUUUAUCAUCCAUAGGUCCGGGUCAUGAAGCGUUGAAGCAGAUCGGUCGAAGUAAACCAUUGGUUUCAAGUUUAGCACGCGAUUUGUCUAAAGAGAAUUUCGACAGGUCUGACGAUUUAGCCGAUGGUCCCAAGACAAGAGGUUCAUCCAAACGACGCUAUGUUGAUCCUCCGAAUACGUUCAAAAAGGCAAAACUUACUGCUGAUUAUGCAUCGACACGAAUUAUUGGGAUUUCUGCACCCAUCGAUUUUCCAUUUAAUCGCGAAGGUUAUCGGUAUUAUCUUGUCGAAAAAGACCUCAUCGUUCCUAACAGAGACAUUUUUGAAUUGGAAGAAAGCACCUACAACAAACCAAUCCCAGCACACAUUUAUCGUGUUGUUGUUCACCCACUAGUUACUUUGUCUCCAAAUGAUCGUGCUUAUCAGUUGAAAUUGUCCGAAGAUCGGUUAUCCGUGAGCGGUUUUGAAGGUUACAGUGUCGCUCGAGCUACUCACUCGGUUUCCCAUGGUACUUGGUAUUUUGAAGUGGUUUUUACGGCGCAACCACCAGGUUCACAUAUAAGGAUCGGUUGGAGCCAGGCUUUGGCACCGAUACAAGCAUGUGUUGGCUAUACACAACUAUCUUAUGCUUGGCGAAGUCAUAAAGGCACAAUAUUUCACCAAGCAAAAGGUAGACACUACUCGGACGGUGGUUUUAAAGAAGGUGACGUCCUGGGAUGUUUGAUAUCGCUACCACCUUGCCCGGCCGACAGGGAAUAUGAUUUUACUUCUGUGGAAAAUUUGCCAUCUUCAUCGAUUUAUUUGCCACCUUCCUACAAAAAUUUGCCUUUAAUCAAUUUCAAACACAAUUACUUUUAUGAGGAAAAGGAUGACGUAUCUGCUGCACUAAAAAGUUUAAAACCAGCACCUGGAAGCUGGAUUGAGUUCUACCGGAAUGGCAAGAGUUGUGGAAUUGCUUUCACGGAUAUUUAUGCUGGUUUCUACUAUCCUGCAGUCUCAUUAUUUCAAGGUGCUACAGUUCGAUGCAAUUUCGGUCCUUCAUUUCGAUAUCCAGUACCGCCUGGAGCUCGUGGAAUGUGUGAAAGAGUUGGUGAAAUGUAUAUCGAGCAGACAUUAGCAGACAUUUUGUACUUGGUUGAAAACGAGGAGGAAUUAACCGAAGAGGCUGCCAAAUGUACUCGUAAUCAGUGAUAGUGAUUUUAGUUUGCCUUCUAUGUAUGCGCUACCAUUGUGCAUCUUUUGUUUAUUGAAGGUUCGAAUGUUGUGUUUUUUCUUAAUAUUAUCAAGUUUUCCAAAUAAAAUUUCCCAUUUUAAGUAUGUUAAAACUUC